AUGCAACAGAUCAACGUCUCCAACGCUGAACAGGCCGCCGACUUGACUGAACGGCGUGAGAUCGAUGCCGAGACCCACCUCACCAUGUGCAAGAAGCUCUACAUGAAGCAAGUUCGACGAGGAGCACACGUGAUCAUCGCCAUCUCCGAGGUGCUUUCCUGGGAGCGCUGGACUGCCGACGUUGCAACGGCAUUCCUUCAGGGUGAUCCUCAGCAGAGGAUCUUGUGGGCCCGGAUCCCCAAAGACGCUUGCGAGUUGAUCGGCGUUCCUCCGGGCACCCUCAUGCGCCUGAUCAAGCCCCUCUACGGACAGGCUGAUGCUCCAAGGCAGUGGUUUGCAGUGGCGAGACGCCGAGACAAGCGGACGAAGAUCGAGGUCACGGUCACAAAGCAGAAGAUGCUCUGCAUGGACACGAAGCUGCGCUGGGUUAGCUCAGAGAUCCAGCUAGCUGACGGAGUCACCAAAUCCUCAGCAAGGCAGCUGUUCGCCGACCGGUUGAGGAGUCACCAAAUCUCCCUUCGAUCAGACAUGACCUUCCAGGCCGCCAAGAAGAAGACUCUGGCUGAACGGCAGGCCAAUGCUCGCAAACAUGCGAUCAGUCGAUCAGGGAAUCGGCACAGCCUGGCCUACAUAAUCCUCAUCUCGCAGAUGAUGAUGGUGCAAGCCAUGUAG
This is a messenger RNA of Durusdinium trenchii, 672 nucleotides long. NCBI's taxonomy places the organism in Eukaryota, Dinophyceae, Suessiales, Symbiodiniaceae. The record is from the annotation of a GenBank genome assembly.